AUGAUGAUGAUGGAUUCUACAAGAGAUUCUACCACAUAUAUUUCAUCACUAUUAUCAUCAGAACCACCAGAAGAAUUAUGUAUACCAACAACAAUAUGUUUGGAAACAAAUGAUAGCGAAGAUGAAGAAACAUCAUCACAACAGGAAGAACCAAUAAUUCAUCACGACAAUCAUCGUAAAUCUGUGCAAUUUUCAAGGUUUUUGGUGGUUCACGAAACUUGGUGUAACGACGAGUAUGAUCGUACGUCAACAGAACCUGCAAGGCUUUCUUUCAAAGACUAUACAGAAUUAUUACAAAUAAAAAUUGAUUUAAGGAAAGAAGCAGAUAAAAUGACGAAGGCCUCUGCUGUUGCUUCUGAUCAUCAAUCUACCAACACAUCGAAUAAUCAUCUAGGUGUCAACAAAAAUAUAGAAACCACGUUGAGAAAAAAAUCGGAAAAACAAUAUAUUAUAGAAAUUAAAGAAAUUGGAGAUGAUAAUCAAUUAAUAUUUAAUCUUAUCAAUUGA
Entrophospora candida is the source of this 507-nucleotide messenger RNA. The record is from the annotation of a GenBank genome assembly. NCBI's taxonomy places the organism in Eukaryota, Fungi, Glomeromycota, Glomeromycetes, Entrophosporales, Entrophosporaceae.